Messenger RNA from Melanaphis sacchari, 348 nucleotides. RefSeq lists its product as uncharacterized. The transcript has 2 exons. The record is from RefSeq and is a predicted model, not a curated record. The coding region runs from base 1 to 348 and encodes 115 amino acids. Lineage: Eukaryota; Metazoa; Arthropoda; Insecta; Hemiptera; Aphididae.
AUGGAAACAAAUGACAUACUAAAGAAUGAUGGGUGUCAUAGGUAUACAGUUGAUAUCCUGUAUGGGCCGACCAAAGUUUGCGAGGUUCUGAAGCACCGAACGACAAGAGUCGAACACAUCAAAGAGAAACUGGAAAGACUUGGAUUCAUCGUGAAUCUUAGACGGAUUAUGGACUAUGAAAUGGUAAUAUUCGCGUUCGAAGGCUAUACAGUUUUCUCAUGUCGGGCAACUAACCUAUCAGUUUUGGGUUGUUCCAGCAAUGACUUUACGGCGUACAAGUUGAUCAGAUUGAUGUUGGCCGAACGUGAUCACGCCGAGGGAAAUCAUUGUGAAAUACAAAAACGUUAA